This is a messenger RNA of Linum trigynum, 3631 nucleotides long. Lineage: Eukaryota; Viridiplantae; Streptophyta; Magnoliopsida; Malpighiales; Linaceae. The record is from the annotation of a GenBank genome assembly.
UCAACCAGUGGGGUCAGGACAAUUUGAUGCGAAAAGUGCGCAUGCUUAAUCUCUCAAUCCCUAACGUCUCUUCACCAUGAAUGCAGCCUCUAAGUGCUAGAGUUCACAUAUGGGGUGUCACCACUAACUACCGGAGGUCUUAGACACAGGUUCAGAUGACUGGCUAGGGUCUUGGACAUGGGGAAAAGGCCUUUUAGGUGGUGGAAGUAUUCAUACAUCACAAGGUUCCACAUUUCCCAACCCAACAAACUCACAGUCAAUCAAACCAAUAACUUUCUUUCUGCUAUUCUGCAUUACUCAAAUUCUUCAGAGCACAAGAGUGAAGGAGGUCACAUAAAUGCUAGUAUUUCUAAGCCAGACUGCUAAGAAACACUACUUAAUGGGCACUAUUAAGAUUUUUGGUGGUGGCUCUCUUUUGCUUUCAUUUUUUCUUUGUUUUUCUUUCAUUUUUUUUUUUUUUUUUUUCAUUUCUUAAGAGAACCACCACCUCUGCACAUUUUCAAAUACCUGCCCAACUUUUAAGCAUUACCUCCAACCCUCACAUUACGUUUAGCAGAAACAGCAGAGAACAUGUAAAAAUCACUCUGUGGAACCUUCUAAAAGAUGCAAAAGGGGUGACUUUUCAUUGAAGACCGAAAGAAAGGAAAACACACGGCUCAAAGGGGCUGACUAGGGGGUAUGACACACCAGGACAGUCAAUUUGGUCGUGGGCUAAUCCUAUGCCUCCAUCAUCCUAGCUAAUGACAACGUGAAUGCAGCAUAUCAUGGAAGAGGAAACUAUCGCACAAGAAAGAAACGAGCAGGUUCAAGUCUCACAUGGCUACCUAUAUGCUCUAUCUCUCGUUCUGAUUCCCUGAACUAGAUGCAUAAAUGACUGUCAAAAGCAAGUGAUCAAACCAAGUCACAUUUCGUGAGCAAACAGUUGAAAAACUGAACCCCUACACAGUUCUACUGCACAUCUCAGUCAUCAUAAUAAGUUGUCUAAGUCACACUCAAGUUGGCAUGCAUCAAGUCAAAAGCCAUUAAAUUCACUAAUCAAAUCCACAGUGCCAAUACGAUCAAACAUCAGGCAAACGGCAGUGUUAAGAGAGGUCACCCGAAUAUGGUUCCCCCUAGACUGCAGUUAAGCCGGAUUGCAAUUACCAAGUUCAAAUUCUAUGAUAGUUAUACUACGGAAGGUUCUUAAGUAGUCUGAAGUCUCGACUAAAGGUCUCCAGACUCUCUCAAUCUGAGUCUCUAGCGGGCGACUAACCUCCACCGGAGUAAACAGAUUGAGGCCCUAACGAACAAAACCUCCACUACCGAAGUGAAUUCGGUACAGAAUAGUGAGUUGGCUCCUCGACUAAAGUCACCAACUCCCUACCUUCAAUCAAGGAUGCUCUAUCAACCUAGGCAGAUAUUCUCAUUCUAGGUUAAAGUAGAAACAACAGGAAUGUGAUAAGGAUUCAUGCCAUUCAAUCAUUCAAACCUCAAUUGAAUAUAAUCAAAUCAUAGAAUCAGUACUUGGGUUCAUACAAUCAAACCUAACAUACAAAUAUAGGGUUUCCCAUACCCAGAUGAAUGGGAGAACUACUCCAUGGAGAAAGAAGCAAAAGCAGAUUCAGACGCGGAAAUCAUACUGUGAAGGAUGGAUUUCUGCUCCCGGACGUUGAUCGGCACUCCUCCAAGCUCAAGCCAAUCUCCAAUGGUGAUGAAGAUCAAGCUAGGGCACUUGGGAACUCUUGUUCGUCGCUUUCUCUCUCUAGGAAUCGCUCUAUCUCUCUAAAACUCGAAUCCCCUUCUGUUUUGGCUGAAAUCUGCCUAAAAGGGCAUCACUGGGCAAAACACGGUCGAGGGCACGGCCGUGUUCUGCUCCAGCCCGCCCGUGCCCUUGCCAAGUGUUAAAUACACGGCCAGACUCUUGGGGAAAACACGGGCGUGCUUUUGGUGGACACGGUCGUGUUCUGUCUCAGUCCUGCCGUGUUUUGAGCUAGUGUUUGACAGACUCAGAUCAAGCCUCGGCAGUAAAAACAAGGUCUAGGAACACGGCCGUGCUUUGAUUUAGGUGUGCCCGUGUUUUGGCUCCAGCUCGUCCGAAUGACUUCCGAAUGUCCCGAAACUCGUGCUUAGCCUUUCCUUCGACGUCUGGGACCUGAAAUAUGACAAAGUAGCACAACCCGGCGUAAAAUAGGCCAAAAAUACACGACUAUGCCCAUCAAACGGAUAAGAACUAGGGGUGCAAAUAUGUGCAAUUACAUCAUUAUCAAUGAGCUCUGCGGAGGUGGUUUGUGGGUCACCUGUAAGUGCACGGAGCUCUCGGCUUCCUCUGCAGCCGGAUAUGGGAGAGUUAGUAGUCCAACAAACUGGGAUCUCUCUUCAUCUGGAACCCAUUGAGACCAUGAGAUAGAUGGCAAUGAUAAGGAGUUCUCUCCGGUUAAGAAGAAAGGCAGGAAGGGAGGUGGUAAAGUUGGUGGUGGGGGUCGUGGUAGGUUGAAGAGAUGAACUUUUUAACUUCGAAUAUACAUGGUUUUUGUGAAGAUAGUAAGUUUACAGCAAUAAAUAGAGUCAUUAGACAAAAUAAUAUACAUAUAGUAGCUAUUUUAGAACCUCGGGUUAGAGAUAUAAGGAAGAUAAGUUAUUGCUAAAACGUUUCCCUUACUGGGAAUCCAAAAUUAGUUAUGAUGAUAAGGGUCUUGGUAAAAUCUGGCUUCUAUGGAAGAAGGAGGUGUCUCUAUAUGUGAAGGAGUAGCUUGCACAGUUUAUAGAGGUUUGGGUGAAUGAUGUUGUCCUGUUUGGUGCUACCUUUUUGUAUGCUUCUAAUACCGAGUCUGAGAGAGUCAAGUUGUAUGUUGAUCUUCAAAGAUGUAAGAUUCUCUCGAUGCCCUGGCUUACCUUAGGAGACUUCAAUGCUAUCAGAAAUCCAUAUGAAGCGUUGAAUGAUCCUGGUUUCACUUGCAGCAUGGCUGAUUUCAAUAGUUGGAUUCUUGAUUUAGAGCUUGAAGAGCACAAAUUUGUUGGUCCUGGUUCUCCUGGAUGAACAAGCAAUCGAGGAAUCCUAUAGCUAGAAGGUUGGAUCAAAGUUUUGUGACUCUUUCUUGGCUGGAUAAAAUCCCUCACAGUAGAAUGAAGAUGUUGGAUCCUGAUGUCUUAGAUCAUUGUCCUAUAGUUGUUCAAACAAGGGAGCCACCGAAAUCUCUCCCCAAACCUUUUAAGUUUUUCUAAUUUUGGAUAUCUCAUCCGAAGUAUGAGGAACUGAUAAAAGUGGCUUGGACUACAAGGGUUGUUACUUCUCCAAUUAUUCAGUUUUGCAAGAAGCCGAGGGUGUUUAAAGGGUUUCUCAAAGUCUAGAUCUACUGGCUACUUCGUAAACUUUUAUUAUCUAGCAACUAAAAUGUAGUGAGUUGUUCAAAAGCAAAUUAAAUAGAAAGCAGAAAAUGUUCUGGGUGUUCAAGUAUGCUAAAGGUUAUCCAAGUAUGAUUCCCCCUAGUAUGCAGCUAGUUCAUAUUAUAUGUUCCCAAUUUACUCCGAUUUAUAGAUAUACUGCGAAAAGUUCUUGAUAAGUCUGGAAUCUUGACUAAAGUAAUCCAGACCCUCUCAAUUCGAACACUCGGCGGGCGACUAACCUCCACCGGCAUAAACUAAGGCAAUAACA